GCUCCUGUGAGGGAGAGGACAGCUGGUGGCAGAGCAGAGCAGGCCCUGUCCUCUUCAGUGUCAAAAUGCAGCCCACCGCCACCAUGGCCACAGCCUCCACUACCACUGCCACCAUUGCCCUGACAACGUGGGACAACGUAACCAUUCGCCCUACGGCUGAACCAGACCCCAUCCUGGAUAACUAUGUGCUCCUGGUGGUGGUGAUGUCACUGUUCAUUGGGGGCACUCUGGUCGUUCUGUCUGGUGUCCUGCUGCUGUGUAAACGCUGUUGGGAGGUCCACCAGCGCUUCAACAGGGCCAUGGAUGAAGCAGAGAAGACCACUACCACCUACCUGGACAAUGGUACCCACACUACCCAAGACCCUGACUUCAGGGGGGAGGACCCCGAGGGCCAGGACGCAGAGACCGAGCGCUUCCUGUCCACCAGUUCCACCGGCCGUCGGGUCUCCUUCAACGAGGCCGCCCUCUUUGAACAGAGCCGGAAGGCGCAGGACAAGGGCCGCCGGUAUACGCUGACAGAGGGGGACUUCCACCAUCUCAAGAACGCCCGCCUCACCCACCUCCAUCUGCCACCCUUGAAGAUUGUCACCAUCCAUGAGUGUGAUUCUGGUGAGGCCAGCUCAGCUGCCACGCCCCACCCGGCCAUUACCCCUAAGGACAGCUUGGCCAUUUUCCAGCCCCCGGGGAAGGCCCUCACCGGCCGCUCCGUGGGCCCUAGCUCCGCCCUGCCAGGUGACCCCUACAACUCGGCCGCAGGCUCUGCUGACUUCUCAGAGAUCAGCCCCUCGGCAUCCAGCGACUCUGGGGAAGGCACCUCGUUGGAUGUGGUUGCCAGGGGCACCAAGGCUGGCGGGCCUGGGGCUGCAGUGGCAUCUGGGGAGGCGGGCGCAGGUUCCGGGGCUGGCACCGUACUGCAGUUCCUCACUCGACUGCGCCGCCAUGCCAGCCUGGAUGGGGCCAGCCCCUACUUCAAGGUCAAGAAAUGGAAGCUGGAGCCCAGCCAGCGGGCAUCCAGUCUGGACACAAGAGGUUCCCCCAAGCGCCACCACUUCCAGCGGCAGCGGGCAGCCAGCGAAAGCAUGGAGCAAGAGGGGGAUGCCCCCCAUGCCGACUUCAUCCAGUACAUUGCUGGAGCCGGAGAUGCCAUGGCCUUCCCACACCCCCGCCCCUUUCUGGCCAGCCCCACCAGCCCGCCCCCCGCUCUCGGCAGGCUAGAGGCGGCCCAGGCGGCGGGAGGAUUGAGCCCCGAGUCCCCCCCAGAGCGCAGCAUCGGUUCGGGGCCUGAGCAGCAGCAGCAACAGCAAGAGUCGGACGCCGAGCAGACCCAGGCUAGCUAUCGCGACCUAUGGAGUCUGCGUGCCUCUCUUGAAUUGCAUGCAGCCACCGCCUCGGACCAUAGCAGCAGUGGCAACGACCGUGACUCUGUGCGCAGCGGGGAUAGCUCAGGCUCUGGAGGUGCGGCGCCCACCUUCCCACCGCCCUCACCACCCACGUCACGGCCCAAAGAGGGUGAAGGGCGUCGCCUAUUGCAGAUGGACAGUGGCUACGCCAGCAUCGAGGGCCGAGGCGUGGGAGAUGAUGUGGUUGAGCCGCCCACUUUCCCUGUCCCACCACGCAGUCCACCCCGCAGCCCACGAGCUUGGCCACGUCGGCCCCGCCGCGACUACAGCAUUGACGAGAAGACAGAUGCGCUUUUCCAUGAGUUUCUGCGCCAUGACCCGCACUUUGACGACACCCCAGCCGCUAUGCGACACCGCGCACGCGCACACCCGCAUGCGCGCAAGCAGUGGCAACGUGGUCGGCAGCACAGUGACCCUGGGGGUGCACGUGCAGCUCCGCCCCCUGGAGCCCCAGUUCCGCCUUCUGGUGUGCCUCGGCCAGCACGUGCACCCCUGCGCCGUGGUGACAGUGUCGACUGCCCACCAGAUGGCCGAGCGCUGACCAGCACAGGGGACGACCCUGCCAUCCCGGUCAUCGAGGAGGAGCCGGGUGGGGGCUGCCCUGGAGCAGGCCUGUGCGUGGAGCCCUCAGGGGCGCUGCUGGACAAGCUAGCAGCUGGUCUCGAGGAAAGACUCUUUCCCACACGCCUGGCAGCAGAGUCUGUGGCGGCAGCCCAGGCGCUGGUGGUGGCUGCAGCCCCCACCUCCCCCGACCACAGUCCAGCCUAAGCCCUGUGCCCCCAACCCACCUCUCAGCAGCUUCUUCGGCCCCAGUGGAGCCGUGGCAGUGGCAGGGCGGGACGGACCGGACCUCGGGGCGAGCCGGUGCACACAGGAGAACUGCAAGGACCCUUCACCAGGCGCAUGCACACAGCCCAGGCGCUCGAGCGGCCUCGGGUGCAAGGGCACAGUCCUGUGCCAGCCUCUGCGGCCCAAGUGAGUCCGCAUACAGCCUUCCUGCUGACCUUGCACCCUCCUGGUGAGCACAAACACCACCAGGUCCUCUGGGUGCUUAGUGGGUCUCAGUGGCAUCCUGAGGUGCGAAGCUCAAGACUCUGGCUUUGCUGGAGGGGGAUUCAUAAGUUCUUAUCAGGCUUCCAAGGACAGCAUUUGAUUGCCCUUGGUUCUAGGCAGCAAAUGGCUGCCACACACACACACACACACACAGCACAAAAUCUCAGGCUGUUGAGGACCAGGAGUCCUGAGGCAUACACAUAUCCCUUUGGGGGGGCUACUGAGCCUCGAAGAGGGGCACCAGUUGCCUGCUAGGUGCAUGCAUGGGCUUGCCAAGGCAGGGAACCCAAGAGGGAGGUUGAUGCCAACCAUUGAAAGCUGUUUACCUCACUAAUCCACAGUGUGUGUUCAUGGCAGCCUGAGCCCCCUCCCACUCCGAGCAAUAACCGUGUCUGCCACCGCCAAUGCUGCUGCUGCUGCUGCUGCCACUACGGCCCCUAUCUGGCCCUACAAGGAACCUCUGGGCCCUGGACACGGCUCCUCCCUGUGUGUAUCUUGUGCCCACCCAAUGCAUGUGGACAGUGCCCUGUCCUUGACUCAUCCCAUCCCUUCUGUGAAGCCGCUGGGGCUAAGUGUUUCAAAGUGGAUAAAACACAGCCCAGGCGGCAUGGCUUCAAGUUUCCCAAACUUUAUUUAUUGCCAAAAGAUGGGGCAGCCCUUGCCCAUAGCCAAGUGCCCAUCCUGCCCCUUGAAGCUUUCUGCCUAAUAUGUAACCAUCCAGUGAUGGAGUUUGUUGUGUAUUUGUUUUCUUGUUGAUUAUAAGUAUUUACUGCA
Molecule: messenger RNA, 3227 nt
Organism: Dipodomys spectabilis (banner-tailed kangaroo rat)
Lineage: Eukaryota; Metazoa; Chordata; Mammalia; Rodentia; Heteromyidae
Gene: Cbarp
Product: CACN subunit beta associated regulatory protein
Exons: 9
Coding region: 66-2168 (700 amino acids)
Biological process (GO): negative regulation of voltage-gated calcium channel activity; negative regulation of calcium ion-dependent exocytosis
Cellular component (GO): plasma membrane; secretory granule
Molecular function (GO): transmembrane transporter binding
Source: RefSeq, a predicted model, not a curated record